CUUAAUUCCUCAAAAAAUUUUUCAAGGAUGGCAGCACUGCGCGUUCUUUACCUUUUUCGCGCUUAUUUGUAUAAAUUUAUUCUACAAAUUACAUCUGGCAAAAGUUAAAUCCUAAAUUCACACGUUUAACGCCGGUUGUGAAUUUAACUUUAUUAAUUCCAUCAAAUUAGUGCAAAAUUCCAAAAUGACGAACACAAAUUCAACAACCAAUCAACAAAGAAAUGUAGAAAAUGCAGGCAAAGCUAAGAAUCCAUUAGAGGCUGUGCCCAAUGCCUUCGAAUUCACUGCAAAGAAUGGAGCAGAAUACAAACUUUAUUGUCGCUCAAAAGGAGAUAUGGAUGCAAAGACAUUGAAAUGGGCAUUUAAAUUGGCGGAGCGUAAUGUGAGUCCUUUUUAUAAAGCUUUACAACUGGGUUGGCAACCGAAGGUGAAGCAAAAUGAUUUGAAUAAGAAAUGGGCACGUUAUUUAGUCGCGACGGAUAAAAGUGGACAACCCGUUGCUUAUACCAUGUUUCGUUUUGAUAUGGACUACGGACACAGUGUGCUAUACUGCUACGAAAUGCAGAUUGAACCAGAAUCUCAACGCCAAGGGCUUGGUAAGUUCAUGAUGAAUUUACUGGAUCAAUGCGCCAAACAUUGGCAGAUGGAUAAAGUUGUGCUCACAGUGUUAAAAAAUAAUACUAAUGCCAUAGCUUUCUUCAAAACAAUCGGCUACAGUUUGGAUGAGACGUCGCCAGACAUAUUAGAGAAGGCGGAAUAUGAGAUAUUAAGCAAAGUUUUACUAUAAGUUUACCUAAGUACCUACUAUGACAAAAUAAUAUACUUAUUUGUUAAGUUUUUCGCGACAUUUA
Molecule: messenger RNA, 851 nt
Organism: Zeugodacus cucurbitae (melon fly)
Lineage: Eukaryota; Metazoa; Arthropoda; Insecta; Diptera; Tephritidae
Gene: Naa40
Product: N-alpha-acetyltransferase 40
Exons: 2
Coding region: 185-787 (200 amino acids)
Cellular component (GO): nucleus
Molecular function (GO): protein N-terminal-serine acetyltransferase activity; histone H2A acetyltransferase activity; histone H4 acetyltransferase activity
Source: RefSeq, a predicted model, not a curated record